ACAACAACUUGGAGCAUUUUAUCAUUCGGGUAAAGCCUUAUAAGGUUGAAUUACUGAAGUACACAUUGUUCCUUAUUCUAAAUACCAAAAAAUAGUAAUUUGGGUCUUUAAUAGUAAGGCAGAACAACUUGGAGAAUGAUUUUACAGAUAAACCCCAUCUCCUCUCUGAUAGAGCUCUCUGUCUCUCUCUUUCUCUCUUUCUUUCUCUUUCUAAAAUGGCCGGAGGAUCUUUUGGGCCGACUGGUGUAGCAAAAGAGAGAGCAGAUCAAUAUCAAGGCCGGUUGACCCUGGUUGUGGUCACGGCUUGCAUGGUUGCAGCAAUAGGAGGCUCCAUCUUUGGCUAUGACAUUGGAAUUUCAGGAGGAGUGACAUCCAUGGAUCCUUUUCUGGAGAAGUUCUUUCCUGUGGUGUAUAGGAAGAAAAAAUUUCAAUCAAAGAAUAAUAAUUACUGCAAGUACGAUAAUCAGGGCCUCUCCACCUUCACCUCCUCUCUCUACAUGGCAGGCCUUGUUGCCUCAAUUGGGGUAUCUCCGAUUACUAGAAAGUAUGGGAGGAAAGUGAGUAUAGUUUGUGGAGGAAUCAGUUUCUUCAUUGGAGCCACUCUCAAUGCAGCCGCCAUCAAUUUGGCGAUGCUCUUCUUGGGUCGGAUAAUGCUUGGGGUAGGAAUCGGUUUUGGAAAUCAGGCCGUCCCUUUAUAUCUCUCUGAGAUGGCCCCUACUCACCUUAGAGGAGGCCUCAACAUGAUGUUUCAACUUGCUACGACAGUGGGUAUAUUCACGGCAAACAUGACAAACUAUGGCACUGAAAAAAUCAAACCAUGGGGUUGGAGGCUCUCCUUAGGCCUUGCUGCUGCACCUGCUCUCCUAAUGACAAUUGGUGGCCUCCUCCUUCCUGAAACUCCCAAUAGUCUCUUAGAACAUGGCUUCAACGAAAAAGGGAAAAGGACAUUAGAAAGAAUCAGAGGUACAUCAAAUGUCAGUGCAGAGUUUCUAGACAUGAUUGAGGCCAGUGAGCUUGCGAGGUCAAUUAAACACCCUUUUAGAAACAUUUUACAAAGAAGAAAUCGACCGCAAUUGGUCAUGGCCAUAUUUAUGCCCACCUUCCAGAUAUUGACGGGCAUAAAUUCGAUUCUUUUCUAUGCUCCUAUUCUGUUUCAGAGCUUGGGUUUUGGUGGAAAUGCUUCAUUGUAUUCUUCUGUUUUGACUGGAGCUGUUCUGGCUUUGUCGACUCUGGUUUCAAUUGCCACUGUUGAUAAAUGGGGUAGACGAGCAUUGCUGAUAGGUGGAGGCAUACAGAUGAUCAUUUGCCAGAUUAUCGUGGCAACCAUACUGGGUCUUAAAUUUGGAGCCGAUAAAGAAUUAUCUCAGGGAUUCUCAGUGGCCGUUGUGGUGUUUAUAUGCCUAUUUGUGGCUGCCUUUGGGUGGUCUUGGGGUCCUCUUGGGUGGACAGUUCCUAGUGAGAUAUUCCCUCUGGAGACUCGAUCAGCUGGCCAAAGCAUAACCGUGGCUGUAAACCUCUUCUUCACAUUUGUUAUUGCUCAAAGUUUUCUCUCUCUACUUUGCUUCUUCAGGUUUGGGAUCUUCCUAUUCUUUGCUGGAUGGAUUACAGUGAUGACCAUAUUUGUCUACGUUUUUUUGCCUGAGACCAAGGGGGUUCCCAUUGAAGAGAUGAUCCUUUUGUGGAGAAAACAUUGGUUUUGGAAAAAAAUUAUGCCCCCUUUGCCAGAAUGGGCUGAUAAUAGACAGACUGCGACGUUAUCUGAUUGUGAACGCGCAGAAGAUGUGGAUUAACAAAGGAUUAAUGCUGUUUCCUCAAGGUGGGGAAAAUGUAAAGUUAUCAGAAUUCACAGAUGAAGAAGAUGGUUUUACAACUUAUUUCCUACAAGGAGGGCUAACACUUUUACUGGAGGAGGAAAGAUCUGUAUUCUCUUCAGUUCGAUCUUACUGGUGAAAAAAUAAAUAGUCACUGUUUAAGUUUUUGUUAGAUAUGAUAAAUUUGAUCAUCUGGAUUACAGGAACAUGAUAGUUGGGGUUGUCAAUAAUAUUUUAUGCCUUGUUGCUGCAAUAUGUAUCAUGAAUCUACUCAACCCCCAUAAAGAAAUCCUGACUGAGCCCGACGAGGCAACUUCUCUC
Messenger RNA from Amborella trichopoda, 2132 nucleotides. It is a transcript of the gene STP7, whose product is annotated as sugar transporter protein 7. Gene Ontology annotation, molecular function: monosaccharide transmembrane transporter activity. Gene Ontology annotation, biological process: monosaccharide transmembrane transport. Gene Ontology annotation, cellular component: membrane. The record is from RefSeq and is a predicted model, not a curated record. NCBI's taxonomy places the organism in Eukaryota, Viridiplantae, Streptophyta, Magnoliopsida, Amborellales, Amborellaceae.